UUCCGACGCUACGUGAAGGCAACAAACGUUUCAUUCAGGAAGUGACACUAAAAAAGGCCGCAGUCUACUGUCAGUAGGUAAAUGUUUCGGUUAUGGCGCAGCACUAAAACAACUCGAGUGAAACUGUCGGUUUUAACCUGUAGAAACAUGUCGGUAACGUCCACUCAGUGUGGCGCGGCGGACGUUAAAAACAACAGGUCGAUUCACUCGGACAGCCUCGACGAGGUCCAUAACGUCCCGAUGCAGGUCAUCAUCAGACCGAUUCCUCCGGUGCUGGAUGAGCUGAAAGUUCAGGGUCUGAUGAAAACAAUAAAGGAGACAGCGGACAUCAGUGUUGUUCCUCCCAUCGAUGUGCUCUGGAUCAAAGGCAGAGAGGGGGGGAACUACUACUACUCUUUUGGAGGCUGUCACAGGUUCGCCGCGUAUCAGAGGUUGAACAUGUCGACCAUCCCAGCCAAGCUCAUCCGAUCUAACGUCUCCGACCUCAGCACUUACCUGGGAGCUUCCACGCCUGAUCUGCGGUGAUGCUGGAGCAGCACUUUGCAGAGACUUGGCUCAGGUGGCUCACACACACAGCCACAGUUUUUUUUCUGUUGCAGCUGGGGGACUGCACAGCAAAGAACAUACCAGCAGGGGGAAAUGUAACUCUUUAGUCAAACACAUGACGUUUGUCAUUUGAAACCACAGAAAUGUAAUUUAAAGAGUGUAUAUUUAUGUGUAAAGUUGUGUUUUUUUUUAUUAAACAUUAUUAUCAAGCCUGUCAUUUAAUACUUCUUGCACAUAAAAAGACAUUUAACCCUUGUGUUGUCUUCCCGUCAACCAUAAAAAAAAAAACAUUUUAGUUGCUUUUCUUUCAACAUUAUUGCUUUUUCCAACAUUUCUGUCACUUUUUCAAUGUUGCGGGUGCUUUUCUUGAUGUUUUUUUCCAACGUUUUUUGAUAUUUUUAAUGUUGACAUUUUCAGAACUUAUUUCAAUGGCCUAUUUUUUGUGACAAAAAAAAUGAAUUAACUAAAAAUGGGGUCAAUUUGACCCAAGGACAACAUGAGGGUUAAAUAAUACUACAAGUUAUUUUCUUGCACAUUGCAGCGCCAUCUUGCCAUUUCCUUUUGUACGGCAAAUGCAGAAUAUUGAUUAUUAGUAGGGGGCUAAGUGACACUAAAUAGAAAAGAUGGUUAGAAAUGUUGAGGCUCUUUUCACAGCGGAUGUUUUGACCUGUCAUAGUAGGAAAAGCAUUAACAAUGUUACGUCUGUUACAUUCUAGUAGGGCUGUGCAAUAUAUCGAUAUAUUGAUAUCGUGAUAUGAGACUACUACUACUAGUUUUUGAAUAUCGUGAUAUGACCUAAAUGGUGUCUUUUCCUGGUUUUAAAAGCUGCAUUACAGUAAAGUGAUGUACUUUUCUGAACUUACCAGAUUGUUCUGUUUUAUUAUUUGCCUUUACCCACUUAGACAUUAAGUCUACAUUACUGAUGAUUAUUUAUCUAAAAUCUAAGUGUUUAGAUAUGUUGUCAAAGCACCAAUGGUCAACCGCCGCGAUAUCGCCGCAAAAUCGAUAUUGAGGUAUUUGGUCCCAGUACACUGUGGCAGUGAGCCAGCAUGUGCAAUACCAGGACCCUGAAACUGAAGCAGCUUAAUGGAAUUCAGCCAUCAUUAUUUUCUUACUUAGACAUGCUUUUCCUGCAGUGACAUGUCAAAAUGUGUUCAAUAAAAAAAAGCCGUGUUGAAUCCACUAGUGGCUUUCCUCUAAGUAUACCUUUUGAGCUCGUUCUACUGAGCCCUGGGAAAAGAUUUAAAUGUCGUCACACAUUUUAUUAAUUAUUAUUAAGAAGUUAUUUUAGUCUGAAAUUACAUCAAAAGGUGCCUGUAGUCAGCUUUUUAUUUGUGGCACUACUGCUAAUUU
Etheostoma spectabile (orangethroat darter) is the source of this 1899-nucleotide messenger RNA. RefSeq names its product sulfiredoxin 1 homolog (S. cerevisiae) (gene srxn1). Gene Ontology annotation, biological process: cellular response to oxidative stress. Gene Ontology annotation, cellular component: cytoplasm. The coding region runs from base 82 to 525 and encodes 147 amino acids. NCBI's taxonomy places the organism in Eukaryota, Metazoa, Chordata, Actinopteri, Perciformes, Percidae. Gene Ontology annotation, molecular function: sulfiredoxin activity. The transcript is spliced from 2 exons. The record is from RefSeq and is a predicted model, not a curated record.